AUGGGUAUCACUCGCGACUCCCUCCACAAACGUUCAGCUACAGGUGCUAAGCGCGCCCAAUUCCGCAAGAAGCGUGUCCACGAACUCGGUCGUCAAGCCGCCAACACUCGUCUUGGCCAAAAGAGAGUUAGAACCGUUAGAGUUCGCGGUGGAAACUUGAAGUACAGAGCUCUUAGAUUAGACUCUGGUAACUUCGCUUGGGGUUCAGAACACUGCACCAGAAAGACUCGUUUGAUCGGUGUCGUCUACAACGCAUCAAACAACGAGUUGGUCAGAACUAACACCCUCGUAAAGGGCGCCGUCAUCCAAAUUGAUGCCCACCCAUUCCGUCAAUGGUACGAGGCUCACUACGGUCAACCUGUCACCAGAAAGGGCCGUAAGGAGGGUGAACAACAAACCGAGGAAGUCAAGAAGUCAAGAUCCGUCACCGCUAAGCAAGACGAGCGUAAGAAGACCGGUAAGAUCGACCCACUCCUCGAGUCCCAAUUCGCCGCUGGCCGUCUCUACGCUAUGAUCAACUCAAGACCAGGUCAAUCAGGUCGUUGUGACGGUGUUAUCCUCGAAGGCAAGGAACUCGAGUUCUACAUUCGUAAGCUCCGUGCUGGUAAGAAGGCCUAA
Molecule: messenger RNA, 618 nt
Organism: Wallemia mellicola CBS 633.66
Lineage: Eukaryota; Fungi; Basidiomycota; Wallemiomycetes; Wallemiales; Wallemiaceae
Product: ribosomal protein S8e
Exons: 4
Coding region: 1-618 (205 amino acids)
Biological process (GO): translation; maturation of SSU-rRNA from tricistronic rRNA transcript (SSU-rRNA, 5.8S rRNA, LSU-rRNA)
Cellular component (GO): ribosome; cytosolic small ribosomal subunit
Molecular function (GO): structural constituent of ribosome
Source: RefSeq, a predicted model, not a curated record